UACUCCAUGUCAGAUUCCAACAAAACCGAUUUCACCAACCCCUCCACCUUCAUCCUGCUUGGCAUUCCUGGCCUGGAGGCUGCCCAUAUUUGGAUCUCCAUCCCCUUCUGCAUCAUGUAUGCCAUAGCCGUCUUGGGGAACUUCACCAUCCUUUUCAUUGUGAAGAGGGAGCCAAGCCUCCAUGUGCCCAUGUACUAUUUCCUCUGCAUGCUGGCGAUCACUGACCUGGUUCUGUCUACAUCCUCUAUGCCCAAAAUGCUGAGCAUCUUCUGGUUCAAUUCCAGGGAGAUCGAUUUCAGUGCCUGCCUCACUCAGAUGUAUUUCAUUCACUGCAUCUCAGUGAUGGAGUCUGGGAUCUUGGUGGCCAUGGCUUUGGAUCGCUACGUGGCCAUCUGCCAUCCCCUGAGACAUUCCACCAUCCUGACAAACCCUGUGGUGGCCAAGAUUGGUCUGGCCGUGGUGCUGCGCGGGAUCAUGCUAAUACUGCCCUAUCCCUUCUUGGUGAGGCGUUGGCCAUAUUGCAGAACUAACAUCAUCCCCCACACAUACUGUGAGCACAUGGCCGUGGUUCAACUGGCCUGUGCCGACAUCCGUAUCAGUAGUUACUAUGGCCUCUUUGUGAUAUUCUUGUUGACUGCUCUGGAUGUGUUUUCUAUUGCUGUGUCCUAUACCCAGAUCCUCAGGGCCAUCUUUAUCCUCCCCACAAAGGACGCCCAGCUCAAGACCUUUGGGACCUGCAGCUCCCACCUCUGUGUCAUCUUAGCCUCUUACAUCCCAGGUCUCUUCUCCUUCUUCACACACCGGUUUGGCCACAAUGUGCCCCUGCAUUUCCACGUUCUCAUGGCCAACGUGUACCUCCUGCUGCCCCCCAUGUUAAACCCCAUCAUCUAUGGGGUGAGGACCAAACUGAUCCGGGACAGGGUGCUAAGGCUCUUUACACAUCAAGGGACGUAA
Molecule: messenger RNA, 954 nt
Organism: Mauremys mutica (yellowpond turtle)
Lineage: Eukaryota; Metazoa; Chordata; Testudines; Geoemydidae
Product: olfactory receptor 52N2-like
Exons: 1
Coding region: 7-954 (315 amino acids)
Biological process (GO): G protein-coupled receptor signaling pathway
Cellular component (GO): membrane
Molecular function (GO): olfactory receptor activity; G protein-coupled receptor activity
Source: RefSeq, a predicted model, not a curated record